Molecule: messenger RNA, 3518 nt
Organism: Rosa rugosa (rugosa rose)
Lineage: Eukaryota; Viridiplantae; Streptophyta; Magnoliopsida; Rosales; Rosaceae
Product: retinoblastoma-related protein
Exons: 19
Coding region: 215-3298 (1027 amino acids)
Biological process (GO): regulation of transcription by RNA polymerase II; cell differentiation; negative regulation of G1/S transition of mitotic cell cycle
Cellular component (GO): chromatin; nucleus; transcription regulator complex
Molecular function (GO): RNA polymerase II transcription regulatory region sequence-specific DNA binding
Source: RefSeq, a predicted model, not a curated record
CAACACCAAACCAAAAAAAUUAGAGAGAGAGAGAGAGAGAGAGAGAUAGGGUUUCCCAAAGACUGAAAAAAGAGCUCUCUGCUUCCCUCUGUUUCGAUUCCGAUCCCCCCAAAACGCCGUCGUUUUUGUUAUUGGGCCUCGCCGGAUCUACUCCCCCCCCCUUUUCUCACACUGAAAUAUCACGCAGAUCUGUGCCGACGAAAAUUCGGUUUAGAUGAGUCCACCUGCUGUGCUGAACAUGGAAGAUACGAAGCCGGAGGUCUCUGCAUCCAACAAUUCGAAUUCGGGAACUGGAGAUUUGGACCCUGUUAAAGCUCGAUUUACUGAUUUGUGCAAGAAUGGAUUGUCGUUGGACGAGAACACGCUCACGCAAGCUAUUAAGCUGCUGAUAGAAACGAAACAUGUUCUAAUAUCAAAUUUAUCAGCUAUCGGAAAUGGAACGCCUGAAGAAGCAGAACGGUUCUGGUUUUCGUUUGUUUUGUUCUCGGUGAAAACAUUGAGUGAGAAGAGUUCAGAUAAUUCACAAAAGGGGUCUGAUGAUAAUGGAUUCUCUCUCAUCCAAAUUUUGAGAGCUGCUAAACUGAACAUUGUGGAUUUCUUUAAGGAGCUUCCACAGUUUAUUGUUAAGGCCGGCCCAAUUUUAAGUAAUCUGUAUGGUGUAGAUUGGGAGAGCAAACUUGAGGCAAAAGAGUUGCAGGCCAAUUUUCUGUACUUGAGCCUUUUAAGCAAGUACUUCAAAAAAGCAUACCGGGAAUUCUUCUUGACAAGUGAUGCAACUGUUGAUAAGAAGUCAGCCAUUACCAAUGGAGCUGGCUAUGUGUCAGAGUAUCAUAGAUUUGGAUGGCUGCUGUUUUUGGCCCUUCGGGUACAUGUAUUUGGGCGAGUUAAAGACCUGGUGACAUGCACAAACGGCUUGGUUUCCAUAUUGGCAAUUUUAAUUAUUCACGUCCCUGUUCGCUUCAGAAACUUUAGAAUCCAUGAUUCACCGCGUUUUGUGAGGAAAGGCAACAAAGGUGUGGACCUGCUUGCAUCACUUUGCAACACUUAUGACACCUCAGAAGAGGAGCUGAGAAAAACAAUGGAAAAGGCUAAUACAUUGAUAUCAGAUCUUUUGAAGAAGAAGCCUUGUUUGGCAUCUGAGUGUAAAAAUGAAAAUCUAAAGAAUAUUGAUACAGAUGGUUUGACCUAUUUUGAAGGACUUCUGGAUGAACCUUCUUUGUCAUCCAGUUUAGAUAUUCUAGAAAAAGAUCAUGAUGAUGCAAUUCGGAAUAAGGGUGAACUGGAUGAGAGAGUAUUUAUAAAUGAGGAGGACAGCUUACUUGGUUCAGGGAGCUUGUCAGGAGGGUCCUUGAAUUUAUCUGGUGUGAAGAGGAAAUUUGAUUCAGUGGCCUCCCCAACAAAGACAAUUACAAGUCCACUCUCUCCCCAUCGCUCUCCAGCUUCGCAUGUUAAUGGUGGUGUUAAUUCAAAGAUGGCAGCUACACCUGUGAGCACUGCAAUGACAACUGCAAAGUGGCUUAGGACCUUUAUUUCCCCACUUCCAUCAAAACCCUCACCCGAGCUCGAGGGUUUUCUGGCAUCAUGUGAUAGGAACGUUAGUAAUGAUGUGAUACGCAGGGCGCAAAUAAUACUUGAGGCCAUAUUUCCAAGUAGUGCUUUGGGGGAGCGAUGUGUAACUGGUAGUCUGCAAAGUGCUAACCUCAUGGACAAUGUGUGGGCAGAACAACGAAGACUGGAAGCACUCAAGCUUUAUUAUAGAGUUUUGGAAGCAAUGUGUAGGGCAGAGGCUCAAGUUUUGCAUGCUACUAAUUUGACCUCUUUAUUAACAAAUGAGAGGUUCCAUAGAUGCAUGCUAGCAUGCUCUGCUGAGUUAGUCCUGGCAACACAUAAGACGGUCACAAUGUUGUUUCCUGCCGUACUAGAAAGGACAGGCAUUACAGCUUUUGAUCUUAGCAAGGUGAUAGAGAGCUUCAUUAGACAUGAAGAAUCUCUACCAAGAGAAUUGAGACGACAUCUAAAUUCAUUGGAAGAACGACUUUUGGAGAGCAUGGUAUGGGAGAAGGGUUCCUCAAUGUACAAUUCUUUGACAGUUGCUAGGCCUGCCUUCUCGGCUGAAAUCAACCGUCUCGGGUUAUUAGCAGAACCAAUGCCAUCUUUGGAUGCAAUAGCUUUGCAUAUCAACUUCUCUUGUGGAGGGUUGCCUCCAGUAGCUUCUUUACAGAAGCAUGAGACUUCCCCAGGUCAGAAUGGAGAUCUCAGGUCUCCGAAGAGACCCUGCACAGAAUAUAGGGGUGUCUUACUAGAGCGAAAUUCCUUUACUUCUCCAGUGAAGGAUCGUCUCCUGGCCUUAAGUAACCUUAAAUCAAAGCUGCCACCGCCACCUCUACAAUCUGCUUUUGCAAGUCCAACACGACCAAAUCCAGGAGGUGGAGGGGAAACAUGUGCAGAAACUGGAGUUAGUAUUUUCUUUAAUAAGAUCAUCAAGCUGGCUGCUGUAAGAAUUAAUGGUAUGGUCGAAAGGUUGCAAUUGUCUCAGCAAAUCAGGGAGAAUGUUUAUCGCCUCUUCCAACAAAUACUUGUUCAGCGGACAUCUCUCUUUUUUAACCGCCAUAUUGACCAAAUUAUCCUUUGUUGUUUUUACGGGGUUGCCAAGAUUUCUCAACUAAGUCUUACAUUUAGGGAAAUCAUACACAACUACAGGAAGCAACCACAAUGCAAACCACAAGUUUUUCGAAGUGUCUUUGUUGACUGGUCAUCAGCUAGACGCAAUGGGCGGCCUGGACAGGAACACGUAGAUAUCAUUAGAUUUUACAAUGAAGUAUUCAUUCCUUCUGUCAAGACCCUGCUUGUUGAGCUUGGGCCAGCUGUUACAACUACAAGAGCCAAUGUAGUUCCUGAAGCUAACAACAACAAUGAUGCUCAAUGUCCAGGAUCACCUAAAGUAUCCACCUUUCCAAGUCUCCCUGAUAUGUCUCCAAAGAAAGUAUCUGCAGCACACAAUGUAUAUGUAUCUCCAUUGCGAUCAUCAAAGAUGGAUGCCUUAAUCUCACAUAGCUCAAAGAGCUAUUAUGCUUGUGUUGGGGAGAGUACUCAUGCGUAUCAGAGCCCUUCAAAAGAUCUGACAGCCAUUAACAACCGCUUGAAUGGCACACGAAAACGCACACUCGACUUUGAUAAUGUGGAUGUAGGGGUUGGUUUGGUUAGUGAUUCUAUGGUGGCCAAUAGCCUGUACCUUCAAAAUGGGAGUUGUGCAUCCUCAUCGGGUGGACCAUUGAAAACCGAGCAACCUGACUUGUAGUCCAACUGCUGUAUAGUUUUUGUCUAUGUAAAUCUAGGUUUUUUUGUUCUUCAUAUUUUAUGCAACACAUACUAUGUUUAUGACAUGGGGUCCUGAAUGAGUGGCGAGUUACUGUAGAAUGGCCACCACAGACCCCUUUUCUCUCAAGUGCUAAUGUAUGUUAGUUAGGUAGGAGACUCUUGAUUUAAUAAAAUGUUUUGGUUUUCGCCUUGGUCUUCAA